Drosophila mojavensis is the source of this 4003-nucleotide messenger RNA. RefSeq names its product kinesin-like protein GA13060. Lineage: Eukaryota; Metazoa; Arthropoda; Insecta; Diptera; Drosophilidae. The coding region runs from base 287 to 3685 and encodes 1132 amino acids. The record is from RefSeq and is a predicted model, not a curated record. The transcript is spliced from 7 exons. Gene Ontology annotation, molecular function: microtubule motor activity; microtubule binding; ATP binding. Gene Ontology annotation, biological process: microtubule-based movement.
CCUGUGUUAGUUGCGAUUGUAAUGCCAACGCAAACGGAACGCGGCGGGCGUUCGCGUCGCGAGUUGUGUGCGUGUGUAUGUGUUCGUAAAAUGAAAAUGUGUUUUUUUCGUUAGAGCCGGAGCAGCUAAAGAAUCGUAGCUAAAAUAAAUCAUGUAUAUCAAAAUCGAAGAAGCCAAAGCGUUGCAGCCAAAGAUGAAAUCAACAACCAGAAAUUGCCAGUCAUAAAAAAAGGAAGUGCUUCCAAAAAGUAAGACACAGACACACAAUCACACGGACAUUAAGAGUAUGGAAACGGAGUUUUGUGGCCGUGGAGCAAUGAGCGCCAGCCAAACGCCGCGUAAUGGUGGCUUCUGUGGUGCACUCCAGCGUGCACCGCCAGCGAUGCCGCCGGCUCUGCAACGCCGUCUCUCCAGUCGGGAAUGCUAUGGCGUUGGCAAAGUCAAAGUCAUGUUACGCGUCGCCGACAAAGCGGACAGCGGCGCCGACAGCAGCAGCUGCCUUGAGUCUGGCUGCUUUAUGGCGCUCGACAAGAAGAAGCGACAGGUGACACUAACGGAUCCGAAGACCGUCUCGGCACCGCAGGCCCAGGAGCGAGCACCCAUGGUUGCGGCACCUAAAAUGUUUGCCUUCGAUAAUCUAUUCACAGCAGAGGAUAAACAGUCGGAUGUUUGUGCGGCGGCCUUAAGCGAGGUAAUACCCGCCGUGCUGGAGGGUUCGGAUGGUUGUCUGCUGGCCAUGGGCUAUCCGGGCACGGGGCAAACGCAAACGGUGCUCGGCGACCUGGGAGCUGGUGCUUUGGGCGCAGCGCCCUGUGCCAUUGCCUGGCUGUAUAAGGGAAUUCAGGAGCGUCGACAGAAGAGCGGAGCCCGGUUCUCUGUGCGGGUCAGUGCGGUGGGCAUCAAUGCGACCAAGCCGGACGCUCUCUCCACGGAUUUGCUCAUCUCACAUGCAGCUGAAUCUGACGACUCCCCGGGGAUUUAUUUGCGUGACGACUUCCUUGGCGGCCCGACGGAACUACGUGCACCCACCGCGGAGCGUGCAGCGCUAUUUCUUGACUCCGCAUUGGCCGGACGUUUAAAAAGUUCCGGAACAGGCAAUUCCAGCAGUUCAACAGCGACGUUGGAGUCCGCACUCAUCUUUACGCUGCACGUCUACCAGUACAGCCUGUCCCGCAAGGGCGGUGUUGCUGGUGGCCGGAGCCGUUUACAUAUCAUCGACUUGGGCGGCUGUGCCAAUCGCAGCGGUGGUCUUCCACUUUCGGGCAUUGGCAAUAUUUUGUUGGCCAUAUUGAGCGGUCAGAGGCAUCCGCCCCACAAGGACCACCCGUUGACGCCGCUGCUAAAGGACUGCCUGGCCCCCAUUACCUGCCAUGUGGCAAUUGUCGCACAUGUCCUGCAGUCAGCGCAUUCGUAUCAGGAUGCUUUGGCCACCAUACAGAUUGCCUCGCGUAUUCAUCGCUUGCGUCGUCGCAAACACCGUGUGCCCAUGCCCCUGGCUGUGGGUCUGGCCCAGGGCCUGAACUCGGGCGGUGCGGGCUCCUCGGCUGGGUCUGGCGCCGAUCCCUCCAGCUCGGAGAUCUCAGCGGACACUGUCAUCUAUAUGGGACCCCAUGAUGAUGCCACCGACGGCGAGCAUCCGCCUGUCUAUCUGCCCUCGCUCAAUGGCUCCACGGAUAAUCGCGCCCUGCUCGGCAAGGCCUUGAAGGGCAGCGGUGCAGAGAAGCCAACGGCGCCACAGCUCAAAUCAAACUGCGCCAGUCCACUGAUGAAGAAGGCCGCCGUGGAGAAGGCCAAGAAGCUGCAGUCCUCUGUGAGUUCCACAGGCAGCUUGAAGCGCCACAAUGCCGCCACUGUUGCCUCUAGCUGUGCUGCCUCCGCGAUGCUGCCACAGCACAGCGCGCUGGCUCAGGAGCUGCUGCCCUCAGCACCCGGCUCACCCAUUCCUAGACACAUGUGCUCCAAGGCCUCGAAUAUGCCAACGCCCAAGGGCUCGCCGCUGCGUCGUCCGCAUGGCUCGACGCCAGGCGCAGCGCUGGAGCAGCUGGAGGCGGGCAUGCGACAGAUCACCGAGGAGCAGUGGAUCGACGGACCACGCGUCUCGCGGGCCAAGGUGGCCGAGGCACGGCAUCUGAUGCGCGAGGUGAACCACGUGAAGCAGUGCGAAACGUGGGUCGAUGGACCCAAGUCCCAAUCGAGCCGCUCCCUGACAGCGGGCAAUCUGCCAACGGCUGCCCCGACGCAGGGCUACGGCUUUAUGGAUGCGCAUAAAAAGACAAUGAUCAGACAGUGGGUGGAGAAUCAGACCUCGCAAGUCUUCCAGGGUGCGGCCAGCGUCUCGGCGAGCAGUUCACCCACAGCGCUGCAUCUGAAACUCUCCCAGCUCAAGCAGAAGUCACUUGACCUGCCGGAGCGACCUCUGUUCCAGCCAGAAGCCCUGCCGGAGCUGCCUCAGUGCCUGGAUAGUCUUCCGCUGCUGGGCAGCUGUCCAGAUGCCCAGCCCGAUGGCGAUGAUCAGGACAGCGGUCCGUCGGAGGUGCCGCCUGCGCUGCCGCUCCUAGACGAUCCUCUGGGCUCCCGGGACAUCUCCCACGACAGUCUGCAUCGCAUGCUCUCCAGGCACGAAUCGGAGCUGGCUGUCAGUCGUGCCUCCUCGCAGCAUCCGUCGCAGCGCAGCAUCGACUGUGGGCUACAGGUGACGGAGGAGGAAAUCGCUCGCACCAUGGCGCGCAGUGAAAGGGAGAGGGAACGCGAUAGGGAGAGGGAGAGGGACAGGGAUAGGGAGCGAGAGCGUGAGCAGACGCAUCCCUUGGCCGCGCUUAGUCACUCCGACAAUUUAUCCUUCGUGUCCAGCUUCAACAUGGCCUGCGAGUCCUUCAGUGAGUGCGGAGAACGCGCCAGACAUCAAUUCGAUCAGCUGGCCCGCCUGCAUGAGAUCUUCACCUCGCAGCUGGCCAUGGCCGAGGUGACGCCCUCGUCGGCGCUCUACCGCACGGAGGUGGGCAGCGUGUUCAGUGAGCCCGCGUUCCGCUUCAAUGUUGGCCAGAGCAGCGUUUGCAGCGAGCCCGCCUACCGUCUGACGCCAAGUCCACCCAAGCAGCCGUCGCACAGCCCGAGCCAGGGCUCGCUGCCCAGCUUGAACGGCAUCAUGGAGAUAGCGGGCAUGGACGACUAUGCGCUGCUGCGCCAGCCGGACGGCGCCUCCGAUCCCAGCCUGCCGAAGAGCGAGAAGCGCUUCGCGCCGCAGCACGACGACAUCAGCGAGCUGGAGGAGAAGGAACGACGCAGCUCGCUGGAGGAUGCGCAGCACAAGCUGAAUGAGAUUACGAAUAUACUGCCGCUGGCGGCGCAGUCCCGGCUGCCGCUGCUGCCACUCAAUACCAGCUCGGAGGCAUACGACAGUGGCCACGAUUCCUCCACGCCGCGCACCUCCAAGCACUCGGGCAUCUCGCGGAGGGCGGAGAGCGGCUAUCACAGCGUGGCGACCGUGCGGGACUCGGACGAGAGUAGCUUUGCGUCGGGCAUGUCGAAGAGUCAGCGGCAUCGCAUCACCAUUCCGGGUGGCCAUUAUCAGCGACACGGCAAGAAACGCCAGCGGCAGGAGGGCAACAAGGGUCUGUGCAAUUGGUUGCUCCAUCCGUUCUCCUGCACCUAUCCAGAGACUGAGGGCGAGAUCAGCGACUUCUAACUCCGAACGGAGACCCCCCACCAAAACGAAAUUCAACCAGUGAAAACAUAUGAGAGAUACAAGGCCAAAGAAUUUGUAAGCACACACACACAUACACAUCAACCAGACAUAUAUUGAAGCAAAGGAAAACCAGCGACUGAUUAACUUUUACUUGGCGCCGGCUGCCACAAACCAAUUUUAAACGAAAAGGAAGAAGACGAAGCACACGACGAAGAGGAGGAAGCGAAACCUAAUCUAAUCUAACCCAACUACCUAAUUAUACCUAUGCUAUAAAGAAAGGCGCCAUUAACACUCACACACACACAUACAAACACUCAC